This is a messenger RNA of Oncorhynchus tshawytscha (Chinook salmon), 668 nucleotides long. Its product is annotated as zinc finger protein 32-like. NCBI's taxonomy places the organism in Eukaryota, Metazoa, Chordata, Actinopteri, Salmoniformes, Salmonidae. The record is from RefSeq and is a predicted model, not a curated record. Gene Ontology annotation, molecular function: RNA polymerase II cis-regulatory region sequence-specific DNA binding; DNA-binding transcription factor activity, RNA polymerase II-specific. The coding region runs from base 198 to 632 and encodes 144 amino acids. Gene Ontology annotation, biological process: regulation of transcription by RNA polymerase II. The transcript is spliced from 4 exons.
AUGAACCUUUUGGAGAGGAAGAGGAUGCUAUCUCAAUAAAGGUGAAGGAGGAAGACGUUUUGGGAGUGAAAGAGGAAGAGACAGAAUAUCAGAUUACCACCAGAGAGAGACGUGACUAUGGUGGAUCCUCUGGGAAGCCUCAACAACAUCCUGAUGCUGACGAGGCAGAGAAGAGUCUCUCCAGAUCAGAACACCAGAUGGACAAUGCUAGCCCUUCCACCCUCCCGGAGUCCCUGUGUCGUGCCUCUCCCGGUAGCGCCUUACUGCUGGGUAUAAAGAGGUUGUCUGUGCUGCUGGUGGACUGCAGGAAAACAAUGGGGCUGAGUGGAACUGUGAGAGGAGGAGAAGAGAAGAAAGGAUCAGAUUUGACACAUCAAAGAGAGAGACCAGACUCAGAGGAACCAGAGCCAGAGAUGUCCAAAUCAGCAAGACCACACCCCUGCUCCCACCGUGGAAAGAGCUUUACUAAGUUAGGGAACCUUAAAGACCACGAGAGAAUGCACACUGGAGAAAAGCCUUACCAAUGCUCCCAGUGUGGAAAGAGCUUUACCAAGUUAUGCAGCCUAAAAAUACAUGAGAGAUUACACACAGGAGAGAAGCCUCAUCAAUGCUCCCAGCGUGGAAAAAGCUAACCAGCUAGCAAACCUGAAAUCACAUAAGAGAACACG